AUGAAGGAAGUAAAGGAGCCCAGGCAUCGCAAAGACAACAGACGCCCAGACCUGGAGAUUUACAAGCCUGGCCUCUCCCGACUGAGGGGUAAAGUGGUGUCCCCAAAGCCUGAAGCCUCGGAGAAGGAGAGGAGCAGAGCUGAGGAGGAGAGCGUCAGUGACAAGGGCUCUUUGGGAGGAGGGCCUGCAGUCCCGGAGGAUUUCAGCAAAGGUGAUGGCUCUAAGCUGAAUGGUCCUUCACAGGAAAAUGAAGAGAUAGGGACUAAAAGUGGUCCCCAGAGCCAGGAGAACACGUCUAAGCAGCCUGCUCCAGAUGAGUGGUGUCCCAAGACCACGAGGAGAACCAAGAAGCCGGACCAGCAGAUCUACCAGCCUGGGAAACGCCUGCACUCAGCUGCUAAAGAACCGUCCCUGCGGUCGGCUGCUGAGGAAGUCACCAGUAAGAUGGAGCAGCUGAAAGUCGAGAGGGACGAAGACACUGAAAAAGCCACUGGAAAAGACAACAAUAGGAAAACCAAAUCGCGCAAGGAGGACAGAGAAGGGAGCCAGACAGGGGAAGGAGUGAAAGCCUCCAGGGGAGAAAAAGGAAGACGAACAGAGCGAAGCGACAGGAUGAGAGCAGGCGACGGGGCGAUGCAGGGGAAGCUGGGCUCUACCAAGCGCUACUCCCGCUCUGACAAGCGGUGCAGCCGCUACCGCACCUGCAGCACAAGCUCAGCUGGAAGCAACAACAGCGUGGAUGGAGCCCCGCUCGUGGACGGGGUGGAGAGGCGGCAGGAGCGUGCCAGAGAAAGAAUACGUCCCAGGAAGCAGCUCUCUGUGUCCUCCACCGACUCCUUGGAUGAUGACAGAAUUGACGAGGCUGAAGCGUAUGGCUCCAGCAGGAAUUCGGACAAGAAAAGGCGUUCGGAGCAGAGUCGAGCUUCUAGGAGUGAGAAUGAAUGGAGCAGCAACGGCAGGGAAGUCAGAGGAUCCUUUCGAGUCACUUUUGACAGCAAGACUAUGAGCAGGGAUAUCAGUCUGGCAGAUACAGAGAAAAAAAAGCCCCUGAAGGCGUUUGGGAGUUGCAGUGACUCAGAUGCUUCGGAGGCGAGGAGCCAGAGCAGAGAGCCCCACGGGAGGGGCCGUGGGAUCCUGUUCCUGCCUGCCAACACAGACCUCUCCGCCAGCACCGUGGGCUCCCCCGAACCCGGUCACCCCGGGCCCAGGCUCUUGCUUGGUGGGGCUGGGAGUAAAGGCCCCCGCAGCAGGGGCCGAGGUGGCACCGCUCGCCGGCUGUGGGACCCCAACAACCCGGACCAAAAACCUGCCCUGAAGAGCCAGACUGCUCAGCUUCACUUCCUGGACACGGACGAUGAAGUGAGCCCCACCUCCUGGGGGGAAGCUCGCCAGGCCCAGACGUCCUACUACAAGUUCCAAAACUCUGACAACCCCUACUAUUACCCUCGGGCCUCUGGCCAAGGCCCGCAGUAUCCUAUGGGUCCAAGCAACGGCGUGUACCCAGGAGCCUAUUACCCUGGGUACCCCGCUCAGGCUGGGCAGUACAUGUGUGGCCCGCUCCCCCCGACCCCUCUCGGUCCUGAAAUGGAGCAGCAAAUGCGGAACAUGCAGCAGCAGGAGCUCAGCAAACUCCUCCGUGAAGCCGGGAACCAGGAGCAGCAGCUCAGCAAUCUGCUUUCCAGAGACCGCAUCAGCCCGGAGGGACUGGAGAAGAUGGCCCAACUGAGGGUGGAGAUGCUGCAGCUGUACGAACGAUGCCUUCUGAUGGAUAUCGAGUUUUCUGAUACCCAGAACGUGGACCAGCUCCUGUGGAAGAACGCGUUUUACCAGGUGAUCGAGAAAUUCCGGCAGCUGCUCAAGGACCCUCAAGGGGAAAAUGCCCAGGAAAUCCGGAACAAACUGCUCCAGCUUCUAGAUGAGGGCACUUCUUUUUUUGAUGGCUUACUCCAGAAGCUGCAGAUGUCGUACCAGUUCAAGCUGGAGGAUUACAUGGAUGGGAUGGCCAUCCGCAGUAAACCUCUGCGGAAAAUGGUGAAGUACGCGCUGAUCAGCGCUCAGAGGUGUAUGAUUUGUCAAGGGGACAUUUGCCGCUACAGAGAACAAGCAAACGACACCGCAAACUACGGGAAGGCACGCAGCUGGUACCUGAAGGCUCAGCAAAUUGCUCCCAAAAAUGGCCGCCCCUACAACCAGCUGGCACUCCUGGCCAUCUACACGAGGAGAAAGCUAGAUGCUGUCUACUAUUACAUGCGCAGUCUGGCCGCUAGCAACCCCAUUCUGACGGCCAAGGAGAGCCUCAUGAGUCUGUUUGAAGAGACAAAACGCAAGGCUGAGCAGAUGGAGCAGAGGAAACAUCAGGUGCUGGAGCUGAGCCCCAGCCGCCGAGGGAAAGGCAAAAAGUCCACACUGCGACAAGUCGAAGACGAUGCCACGCGGCUGGAGAUCUGGAUCCAUCCCUCCCACCCCCGCUCCUCCCAGGGCUACGAGUCCGGCAGGGAUUCAGAGCAGGACAAUGGGCUUGGGAACCUCAGCCCCAGCGAU
This is a messenger RNA of Mesitornis unicolor (brown roatelo), 2541 nucleotides long. RefSeq names its product telomerase-binding protein EST1A-like. NCBI's taxonomy places the organism in Eukaryota, Metazoa, Chordata, Aves, Mesitornithiformes, Mesitornithidae. The annotation marks the transcript as partial. Gene Ontology annotation, molecular function: telomerase RNA binding; protein binding; telomeric repeat DNA binding. Gene Ontology annotation, cellular component: telomerase holoenzyme complex. The record is from RefSeq and is a predicted model, not a curated record. Gene Ontology annotation, biological process: nuclear-transcribed mRNA catabolic process, nonsense-mediated decay. The transcript has 7 exons.